UAACAUCUAUAGUGUUUUAUUAUUCUAUCUGGAUAUCAGGUGGUGUUGACAUAUAAUUUGGCAUAGUAAUACAACAAGAAAAUAUAUAUUGUCGAUAAUAUCAUUUUGUUAUGUAAAAUAAAUUGGAAGUAUAUAUUAAACAUACACACACUGGUUUUCAAAUCGAAAGUAGAAACCUGUUUAAACACAAUUUCAAAAUGGCUUCUAGAAUAUUUCGGGGUUCAAACAAAGACAAUGCAGGUGACUUCAUUGGCGAAAGUACUGUGACACAAUCAUGUGAGCCUUGUAUGAAAACCAACAUAUCAAAAACUGCUACGGUUUUCUGCAAGGAUUGUGAUGAGUUCUUGUGUGAUACUUGCAAGAAUCCGCACACCGUGUAUAAACCAGGUCAGCAUAACAUUGUUAAUGUACCGGAAAAUAAAUCUGCGCCCGUAAUACUCGACAUGAAAGGAUUUGACAAGUGUCAUGAGCAUGCACGAGAAAUAGUGUUUUUCUGUCAGGAUCAUUCUAAGCUUUGCUGUCUUUCGUGUGUUCUCAUUCACCGGAAAUGUGACCAAUUGGAUGAAAUAGCCAAAGUAUCCACACAAACACGACCCGACCUGCAAGGAAUAAAACAAUCAUUGAUAAAAUUGCAAUCCGAGGCAGACGCUAUUAUAGCGGAUUGUGAGCAGUCGGAGACUGGCUUAAAUGAGUCCAUUGCAAAGAUUUCUUCAGAGGUGGAAACAAUGAAAGAUCGUAUCAUACAACUGUUUGAAGGAGCAAAGCAGAAAUUAAUAAGUGAGGCAAAACAAUUUAAAACUGCAGAGGUCAAACGGAUUGGAAAUAAACGUGACGCCUCGCUCAAAGUUAAGGAAGUACUAAACAAUGUAUUGUCGAUGUGUUGUGUCGUUUUAGACCGCGGAACGCCUAGUCAACAGUAUAUUUAUUCAGAACAAAUGAAGGAGAAACAAAAAACUAUCGAAUCAACUAUAGAUGACCAAAGAAAGAUUAAAUGUUCAUCAACAAUGACAGUGUCUUUUUCAAAACAGGUUACUUCACUCCUUGAGAUGGGAAGCAAUUCUAUAAAACUGAAUUAUGCUGACAACAAGACAGUGAACACCAGUCUGCUCAGCUUAUCCCCCCAACCAAUGCCAGUCACUCUGGAGCUGCUCGUAUCCGUUGAUCUACCACAGACUGGAGAUGAUAAGAAGGAACCUCUCCUCACUGGACUGGACUUCCUGCCGGACGGGAGAUUGGUAGCCGUGGAUAACAAGAACAUGAAAUGUAUCAUACUGAAUGAGCGACUACAGAGACUUGGAACACCGUACAAGUUCAAGAAUAACCCAGGUAGCGUAGUAUGUGUGUCUCAUGAUACACUGUGUGUAACGGGUGGUGGUGGUGGUAUUAAAGUAGUAUAUCUCCUGUCUGUGAGUACAGACAAUACCAUCACACUGACCAGGGAGAUCAAUACAACAUCCAAGUUCGACUCUAUAUGCUGCAUGUCUCCAUCUCACAUGGUCGUGAGUACGCUCGAUGAUCCCCGUCCUGCUAGAAUGGUAUCUGUGGACGGGGUAGAGUCAGACUUUGAUCACUUCCUGACGUUUCCUAUGAAGACGUACAAAGUAGAUGAGAGUAAAUGCACGUAUGUCCAGUCUAAGAACACGUUAGUACUGACUGACCGACUCGCUCACACAGUGUACAUGAACGACACCGUGAAUCGCACGUCUAGAGCAGUCACUAAUGAGAACAUACAGGAACCUCGUGGUGCCUGUCCAGGGCCAGGUUACACAGUGCUGGUGUGCAGUAAGGAUAACGACUCCAUCGUGCACCUGACCAUCCACGGUAAAAUACUCGGUACAUACCCAGUGGAUAUGCGUUACCCGCGCAGCAUAUGUGUGUCUAAGGAUGACACUAGGCUGGCGGUGUCCAACAGCGCUGAAGGCACCAAAAAACUUCAUUUAACUAUCUACCUGGAGCUGCUCGUGUCCGUGGAUCUAUCGAAGACUGAUGAUGAUGAGAAGGAACCUAACCUCACUGGACUGGACAUCCUGCCGUACGGGAGACUGGUAGCCGUGGAUAACUAUAACAAGAAAUGUAUGAUACUGAGUGAGCUGCUUCAGAGAAUAGGCGCACCUUAG
This is a messenger RNA of Dreissena polymorpha, 2117 nucleotides long. RefSeq lists its product as uncharacterized. The coding region runs from base 198 to 2117 and encodes 639 amino acids. The record is from RefSeq and is a predicted model, not a curated record. The transcript has 3 exons. Gene Ontology annotation, molecular function: zinc ion binding. Lineage: Eukaryota; Metazoa; Mollusca; Bivalvia; Myida; Dreissenidae.